Aspergillus vadensis CBS 113365 is the source of this 303-nucleotide messenger RNA. RefSeq lists its product as uncharacterized. Bases 1 to 303 code for a protein of 100 amino acids. The record is from RefSeq and is a predicted model, not a curated record. The transcript has 4 exons. Lineage: Eukaryota; Fungi; Ascomycota; Eurotiomycetes; Eurotiales; Aspergillaceae.
AUGGCGAUCAUUGGAUACAUAUACUUUGUAUUUAUCGAUGUCAAUAAUAAGUCAUUGCACACAAAGGCAGAGCCGUCAUUCGUCUCCGCGGCAGGGAAACCCGACCGCGAUGCAGAUCGGAUGAUAUCAGAAGUGAUAGUUACCGCUGUAGAAUUGACUUCAGGCAGUGCUGCGAUCCGACCACCAAACCCCGGAGAUUCUGCCCUUCUAUUUCUGUUCGAGUGUUCUACUUUCUCUCAAAGGUUCAUUUGUGGCUUUGCAUCGCUUUCAUCCCCCAAGUUGUUCUACCGAGCAAGAGGCUGA